This is a messenger RNA of Arabidopsis lyrata subsp. lyrata, 2235 nucleotides long. RefSeq names its product regulatory protein NPR2. Gene Ontology annotation, cellular component: cytoplasm; nucleus. Gene Ontology annotation, biological process: defense response to fungus; defense response to bacterium; regulation of jasmonic acid mediated signaling pathway. The coding region runs from base 196 to 1989 and encodes 597 amino acids. The transcript has 4 exons. Gene Ontology annotation, molecular function: protein binding. NCBI's taxonomy places the organism in Eukaryota, Viridiplantae, Streptophyta, Magnoliopsida, Brassicales, Brassicaceae. The record is from RefSeq and is a predicted model, not a curated record.
AACUUAUAUUCCGUUUACAAACACAAGCCUUUCAUUCUAGUUUCCAAGAAAUUUACAAAAGGUGCUUGAGUAAGACCGUUGUUGAUAAUAAGUUUCUUUAUUUGGUAAUGAGACGAUUCGGUCGUUGUUUCUUGAAAUUCCACUGUUAGCCUCUGAGUCUCUGACUCUGUUUCCCGCCGAUCUCGAAUUUUUGUGAUGAUGGCUACCACCACCGCUAGAUUCUCUGAUUCAUCUUACGAAUUUAGCAACACAAGCGGUAAUAGUUUCUUCGCCGCCGAGUCAUCUAUUGAUUACCCGUCGGAAUUUCUCACACCACCGGAGGUAUCAGCGCUUCAGCUUUUGUCAAAUUGCCUUGAGUCUGUUUUUGAUUCACCGGAAAAUUUCUACAGCGACGCUAAGCUAGUUCUCGCUGGCGGCCGGGAAGUUUCUUUCCAUCGUUGUAUUCUCUCGGCGAGAAUUCCUGUCUUCAAAAGUGCGUUAGCCACCGUGAAGGAACAAAAAUCCACCACCGUGAAGCUCGAGAUGAAGAAGAUCGCCACAGAUUACGAAGUCGGCUUUGAUUCGGUGGCGGCGGUUUUGGCGUUUGUUUACAGCGGCAGAGUGAGGCCGCCGCCGAAGGGAGCUUCUGAUUGCGUAGACGACGAUUGCUGCCACGUGGCUUGCCGGCCAAAGGUGGAUUUCAUGGUGGAGGUUCUUUAUUUGGCUUUCGUUUUCCAGAUUCCGGAACUAGUUACUAUGUAUGAGAGACAAUUCUUGAAAAUUGUAGACAAAGUUGUGGUCGAAGACAUCUUGGUUAUAUUCAAGCUUGAUACUCUUUGUGGUCAAACAUACAAGAAGCUUUUGGAUAGAUGCAUAGAGAUUAUCGUCAAGUCUGAUAUAGAACUAGUUAGUCUUGAGAAGUCUUUGCCUCAACACUUUGUCAAGCAAAUCACUGGUAUCCGCAAAGCGCUUGGUCUAGAGCCACCUGAACUACAAAUACAUGUCAAGAACUUAUAUAAGGCACUAGACUCUGAUGAUGUUGAGCUUGUCAAGAUGCUUUUGCUAGAGGGACAUACCAAUCUUGAUAUGGCGUAUGCUCUUCAUUUUGCUAUCGCGCAUUGUGAUGUGAAGACCGCGUAUGAUCUCCUUGAGCUUGAGCUUGCGGAUGUUAACCAUAGAAAUCCAAGGGGAUACACUGUUCUUCAUGUUGCUGCGAUGCGGAAGGAGCCAAAACUGAUAAUAUCUUUGUUAAUGAAAGGGGCAAAUGUAUUAGAUACAUUAUUGGAUGGUAGAACCGCUCUCGUGAUUGCAAAACGACUAACUAAAACGGAUGACUACAAAACUAGUAUGGAGGACGGCACACAUUCUCUGAAAGGCGGAUUAUGCAUAGAGGUACUUGAGCAUGAACAAAAACUAGAAUAUGUGUUGCCUAGAGAAGCUUCACUUUCUCUUCCAGUGACUCCCGAGGAGUUGCGGAUGAUGUUGCUCUAUUAUGAAAAUCGAGUUGCACUUGCUCGACUUCUCUUUCCAGUGGAAUCUGAAAUUGUACAGGAUAUUGCCAAAUUGGACGAAACAUGCGAGUUUACAGCUUCUAGUCUCGAGCCUGAUCAUCGCAUUGGUGAAAAGCGGACAUCACUGGACCUAAAUAUGGCGCCUUUCCAAAUCCAUGAGAAGCAUUUGAGUAGACUAAGAGCAGUUUGUAAAACCGUGGAACUGGGGAAACGCUACUUCAGACGUUGUUCGCUUGAUCACUUUAUGGACACCGAGGACUUGAAUCAUCUUGCUAGCGUAGAAGAAGACACUCCUGAGAAACGGUUACAGAAGAAGCAAAGGUACGUGGAACUACAAGAGACGCUGAUGAAGACCUUUAGUGAGGACAAGGAGGAAUUUGGAAAGCCUUCCACAGCGAAACCAACCUCUGCGAUGAGGUCUAAUAGAAAACUCUCUCACCGGCGCCUAAGAGUGGACAAACGGGACUUUUUGAAACGACCAUGCGGAAAUGGGGAUUAGGGAAUAGUAAAUCAUAUCCCAUUUCACUCCCGCAACUAAAAAUGAUGUCUCUUCAAAUUAUGAGAUUUUUGGCCACCCUAUGUAAGUUUUGUUGUUACUACCACAUGUACAUAUUAUCUGUUUUCAUAUUUGUUAUUUUCUCUGUUUUUCAUCUACGUCGUGUAGUUUUGUUCUUCACUUUGCAUCAUGUGUAUUCUAGCUCCUAGUGCGUUUCAAACAAAUAUAAUAAAUUUUUAGCCAAUGAUA